AUUCUCAUUCUGCACUCUUUUUUUAUUCGCAGCAGCAGAGCGGCAUGCAGGACUCCUGCUCAAACUGUCAUUUGGAUGCUAGGAGCACAGGCACUACUGGAGAUUAUAGUUGCAGGGGAAAGGGAAGCUCCCCAGUCCAGCCACAGUCCGUGGGAGGCCAAAUAUUCCAGCAGUUUGAUGUAUAAGAUGUAGGAUGCUCCCUCUUUCAAGAAUCAAGCGGCAGCCUUUUUUCUGGCCAGUGAAUGCAGAACCACCUCCCUGGAUUUGUGUGAUCCCUGAGACACCUGGUGUUUUCCGGAUAGGUGCCGUGCCCCCACCUUUGAUUCUUUCUCACCCAUCUCCUUUGCUACAGGGGGUACCUGCAUGGCAAGUUGCCUGUGAUCCUUUCCUGCCUUUGAUGUCUGUGCCCUCUGCACCAGAUCCUGCUGUGCGUCACAUUCAUCUGCCAAGCGGGCAGUGGGUAGCUACUCCUUCUCCUGCCUUUGGAUUUUCUCCAACAUCAAGAGUCGAGCUAAUUCCCUUUUACCCCCAUGUGUACACAUCUGGGGUUCCUCCACAUGCUGGGAAGUGUUGGGUCGAAAAGAAAAUGCCCCGUUGCAAGAUCUUUUUCAAUAACUCCUUUGCGCUGGAGUCUUCAUGGAUGCGCCAACCCGAAGAACUGAUAUUAAUUCAAGGACUUGAAAAACCUAGGGCAAGUCAAAUGACUUUGGCUGUAUCAAAGCCUUCCACGCCCAGGUCCCGCCAUACUGUCAUACUAACACCUCAAAGAUUUACAGGCCUUUGCCAGAGUGGCACUAUUAAGCCAAUUUCCAACAAUCAAGCUCUUGCAAUUGUUGGCACCGUCACUGCAGCUCCUGCAGCGUUAAUAGGAAUCAAUCCAGAGCCAACUCAGGAACUGUCUUCUGCAACUGUUCCACCUUGUCAGAUGCUGACACCGAUUAAGAUACCAUUUAUAGCAUCACAUUUGGCAGGUGGCCGUUCAAGAAUCUCGGCUCAUGUUGCUCCAUUGCGGCCAUCUCAGUUGGCCAGACUGACCUCUGCCCCAUCUUUGACCUUCAUGACAACAAGCAUAAUGGAUGAAUCAUCAAAUGAUAAGAGCAAAGAUGCAAACAGAGCUUCUUGCUCGGCAGCAUUAAUUUUACAUUCUGAAAAGAAAAAUAUGCCAUCAAAGAUGGAUGAAAAGGACAACUUUAUAAAGAUAGAAAGUGAAGAGGGAUGCACCAAUAGUGGCAAUAAGCCAGUGGCUUCUAGACCUGUUCCAGGGUCACCAUGGUGCGUGGUUUGGACUGGUGACGACAAAGUAUUUUUCUUCAACCCUACAAUCCAGCUUUCUGUAUGGGACAAACCCAUUGACUUGAAGAACCGGAUUGAUAUUAACAGAAUAAUUGAGGAUCCGCCGCACAAACGCAAACUGGAUACAUCCACAAAUGACAAAAAAGGUGGGUUUGUUCCAGAAGAUGUUAGCGAUGACCACAGUACUAAAACCAAACGAAAUAAAACUGAAGAUCUCCACAUUAACGAAAAAGAGGAAGCCAACACUGAAGAGAAGAAAGAGAAAACGGCUUCUCUGGAAUUAUUGCCCCCUUUGGAGGAACGCAUGACGUGCUUCAGAAGUAUGCUUCUCGAGAGAGGGGUUUCAGCAUUCUCGACAUGGGAGAAGGAGUUACAUAAAAUCGUAUUUGACCCCCGGUACCUUUUACUGAACUCAGAAGAACGAAAGCAGGUAUUUGAACAGUUUGUAAAGACCCGAAUCAAGGAGGAAUACAAAGAAAAGAGAAGCAAAUUAAUGGUUGCCAAAGAAGAAUUUAAAAAGCUUCUAGAAGAAUCAAAACUGACUUCAAGGACUGCAUUUAAAGAAUUUGCAGAAAAAUAUGGAAGAGAUCAACGUUUUCGCGCUGUUCAAAAGAAAAAAGAUCAGGAACAUUUUUUCAAUCAGUUUAUCAACGUGCUGAAAAAGAGGGACAAAGAAAACAGAUUGAGGUUGCGGAAAAUGAGAUAAAAUAUGUAAAUGUGCAAUAAUAUACAUCUCUACU
Xenopus laevis (African clawed frog) is the source of this 2033-nucleotide messenger RNA. It is a transcript of the gene tcerg1l.S, whose product is annotated as transcription elongation regulator 1-like protein. The transcript has 13 exons. Lineage: Eukaryota; Metazoa; Chordata; Amphibia; Anura; Pipidae. Bases 194 to 1999 code for a protein of 601 amino acids. The record is from RefSeq and is a predicted model, not a curated record.